AUGGACUCAAAACAACACAAGCUGUUGAAGAUAAUCACGCUGGCGGCCUUCUUGCUGGCGCAAAUUGACGGCGCCGCGCCUGUGAUCCACUCGCUCGAGUAUACAACAACAGGAUCGUUUCGAAUUCCAAAAUUCCCAGGGUAUUUGAGUGUGGGUUACGUUGACGGCGUUCAGAUUUCACACUACGACAGCGACAGUAGGGAAGCAAAAGCCAAACAGGAGUGGAUGAACAAAAUCACAGCUGAGGAGCCAUACUACUGGGAGACACAGAAACUGAUUAAUAUUGUUAAUCAGUACAAUGCCAAAGACAAUAUUGAAAUUCUUCAAGAGCGCUUCAACCAAACGGGAGGUCUUCACAUGAUCCAGCACAUGUUUGGCUGCCAAUGGGACGACGAGACCGACCAGGUGGAUGGUUGGUAUCACAUGAGUUACAACGGAGAGGACUUCAUAUGGUUCGAUUGGAAGCAACUAAGAUGGAUUGCUGUCCAGCCGCAAGCAGUUGUCACCAAACACAAGUGGGACGAAGGGGACGACUACAAUGAAUUCUUGAAGUUCUACAUGACGGAGGAAUGUCCUUCAUACUUGAAGAAGUACGUGAGCUUUGGAAGGGACGUCUUAAUGAGAACAGUGUCCCCGCAGGUGUCCCUGCUGCAGAAGACGGCGGGCUCACCGGUCACCUGCCAUGCCACCGGUUUCUACCCCAGGGCGGCCGUCCUCUUCUGGAAGAAGGACGGCCAGGAUCUGGACGACAACGUGGAGAUGCACGAGAUCCUCCCCAACCACGAUGGGACCUUCCAGACCAGCACUCGCCUCAUAACUGUGGACAAGGACGCUCGCUACGAGUGCGUCUUCCGGCUGGACAGCGUCCUGCAGGUCGUGACCCCGCUGGACCUCGCCAAGGUGUUGAGGAACAAGUGCAUAGAAGAAGGCACCUACGUCCUGUUGGUCCUAUUCGUUCUGUCUGCCGUUCUCAAUGUUGUCCUCAUUGUCUACUUUGUCGUCAAGUGUAAACGAGCUACCCGCGCUGAUUCUGAUAACACUUCCUCCCGGAUCGAUUCUCCCGAGACGGAUUUUGCUGAAGCCGCUUCUUCCGUGACCGAUGCCCCUAAGGUCGCUUUGCCUGAGACUGACGACCCCGAGACCAAGCUGCUUCCUCCGACACCAACACACCCAGGUUAA
Messenger RNA from Nerophis lumbriciformis (worm pipefish), 1179 nucleotides. The record is from RefSeq and is a predicted model, not a curated record. Lineage: Eukaryota; Metazoa; Chordata; Actinopteri; Syngnathiformes; Syngnathidae.